UAAUAUAAACGUUUUACAGCUGCAAGCACGGAACCAAUCACUUCAAUCAUUUACACUUUGGUAUUCUCAGCUCCACUUCCCUCCGCCCGUGAUGGAGGCGGCGCCGCUUCUUAAUCGGAGCUCCGGCGAGUUGCAGCUUUUCGAAGAUGAUGGCGAUUAUCUCCCAAUAAGAGGGCUGAAACCAUGGUGGAGAGUUUUCUGCGUAGAGACUGCGAAACUAUGGAAAAUCGGUGGCCCAAUAGCCUUUCAAAUUCUUUGUCAAUUCGGAAGUGGGUCUGUCACCACCAUGUUUGUUGGCCACCUUGGAGAUAUCGAACUCUCCGCCUUCUCUAUUGCUCUGUCCGUUGUCGGCACCUUCGCAUUCGGUCUCCUGCUCGGUAUGGGGAGUGCCCUUGAGACGCUAUGUGGUCAGGCAUUUGGUGCUGGACAAAUUCAUAUGCUUGGAAUAUACAUGCAACGCUCGAUAAUAAUCCUAUUCGCCACAUGUGUUCUCCUUUUGCCACUCUAUGUGUUUGCAACCCCAAUUCUGAAACUGCUUGGACAAGAGGACGCCAUAGCAAAUCCCGCAGGAUUAUAUACACUUUUGAUUGCCCCUCAAUUGUUUUCCCUCUCUGUCACUUUUCCGACUCAGAAGUUUCUUCAAGCCCAGAGCAAAGUCCUCGUGCUUGCUUGGAUCGCAGCUUUUGCAUUGGUUUCACAAACUUUUCUAUGUUGGCUAUUUAUUUAUGUAUUCGGCUGGGGAACAAUCGGUGCAUCUGUAGCAUUCGACCUUACAAGUUGGGUCACGGCCUUUGCACAAUUUGGUUAUGUGGUUGGUUGGUGCAAGGAUGGUUGGAAGGGAUUUUCAUGGGCAGCAUUUAAAGAUUUAUGGGCCUUUGUGAGACUCUCCCUUGCAUCUGCAGUCAUGCUAUGCCUCGAGAUAUGGUACAUGAUGAGUAUUGUUGUACUAGCUGGAAAUUUUGACAAUGCCGUAACUGCAGUUGGUUCCCUUACCAUUUGCACGAACAUUGAUGGGUGGGAAAGCAUGUUGUUUAUUGGAGUCAAUGCUGCUAUAAGCGUUCGAGUCUCGAAUGAGCUUGGCUUAGGACAUCCAAGAGCAACCAAAUAUGCUGUCUAUGUCACAGUCUUUCAGUCACUCUUGAUUGGGAUUUUGUGCAUGAUUAUUGUCUUAGCUUCAAGAAAUCAUUUUGCCAUUAUUUUUACUCAUAGCGAACCUAUGCAACGUGCUGUUGCUCGCCUUUCGGUUUUCCUUGGAGUUACAAUGCUUCUCAAUGGUGUCCAACCAGUUAUAUCAGGUGUUGCCAUUGGAGGUGGGUGGCAAGCCCUGGUAGCUUACAUUAACUUGGCUUGCUAUUAUGUCUUUGGUCUUCCUUUCGGAUAUUUUCUUGGCUAUGUGGCUAAUUUUGGAGUGAUGGGACUAUGGGGUGGCAUGAUAGCUGGAGUAGGUCUGCAGACCUUGCUCCUGCUGCUGGUACUUUAUAAAACCAACUGGAACAAGGAGGUUGAGCAAACAACAAAGCGCAUGCAGAAGUGGGGAGGGCAAAAUGUAACGGAGAAAUCACAAGGUGAUCAGCUUCCAUCAAAACAUGGAAUUACUUAAAGGUUAAAACUCUUAUAUAAACACUUGGACAGUUGAAAUAUUAUUUUCUAUUUAUCAACUAAAUUUCGUUUAAAAUUUUGGGAGGACGCUUCAAGCUUAGUUCGAUGUGGUUUGAUCACUGUAUGAUGUUAAAACUUUGCUGCACACUGUCUUCUAAAGUCUUGCUACAUAAACAUACAUACGUAAUGCUGUGAUGAUCCGUUUAACAACUUA
Messenger RNA from Olea europaea var. sylvestris, 1813 nucleotides. Its product is annotated as protein DETOXIFICATION 35-like. Gene Ontology annotation, cellular component: membrane. Gene Ontology annotation, molecular function: antiporter activity; xenobiotic transmembrane transporter activity. NCBI's taxonomy places the organism in Eukaryota, Viridiplantae, Streptophyta, Magnoliopsida, Lamiales, Oleaceae. Gene Ontology annotation, biological process: xenobiotic detoxification by transmembrane export across the plasma membrane. Bases 92 to 1600 code for a protein of 502 amino acids. The transcript has 8 exons. The record is from RefSeq and is a predicted model, not a curated record.